This is a messenger RNA of Linum trigynum, 2560 nucleotides long. The record is from the annotation of a GenBank genome assembly. Lineage: Eukaryota; Viridiplantae; Streptophyta; Magnoliopsida; Malpighiales; Linaceae.
ACAAAUCCAUUUUCGAUAUAGAGAAAAUCUAUCGAUGCAGAAGUUCAAGUUUUCAGUAGUUGUAGUAGUAACCAUAUCCCACCUUCUGACGUUACAACAAUGUUGCCAUGCACAUGCCCCUCAAUAUCAUCCUCCAUCACCCACUUCGAAUUGGUGUCGUCACGAUGAGAGUGAUGCACUGGUCCAGUUCAAGAACUCCUUCACUAUCAUCGGAGAUGGCCAUGAUAGAGCGACAUCGUGGAAGGGAGGAGUGGAUUGUUGCUUAUGGGAAGGUGUUACUUGUGACCCCUUAACUGGUCAUGUCACGGGCCUCGACCUUAGUUGUGCGCAAGUAGCUGACCUACCUUACCAUAUUCCUCAAUAUAGCUUACUUCUGGACUCUAUUUCCUAUACGGCUAAGUGUCAUCGACUUCAGGGAACUCUGCAAGCAAACAACUCAAUUGCCCACUUGAGAUUCCUUCGAAGCCUCAAUCUAGCACACAAUGACUUCCACGACUCCAUAAUUCCAUAUUCCUUCACCAAGUUAACAAGCCUUAGUCAUCUCAACCUCUCCAACACUAAGCUUGCAGGCCGAAUCCCAUCAGGGUUCAACCAUCUUGACAAACUUGUGUUGCUUGAUCUUUCCUUCAACCAUGUCUCCUUUGGCAAACCUGAAGAUUACUCUAAGUUGCUAGCAAACGCCACAAAACUAAGUGAGUUGUGGCUUCAGAGAGUGAAUAUGUCAGAUAUAAAACCUUCCUCCUUCUCCAACUUAUCACGCUCCUUGAAAUAUCUUGAUUUCUCCAGUUGUGGAUUAGUUCGAAGUUUCAAGAGACUGUCCUCCGCUUGCCAAAAUUCGAAUUGAUAUGUCUCAAACUUAACCAAGAGCUCUUGGUUCAUUUUCCACAAUCAAAUUGUUCGGCUGCCCACCUCAAGGUAUUAGACAUUUCCAUGACUAAUUGUUCUGGACAAAUCUUGCCCAAUUCAAUCGGGAAUCUCAAGUCCUUGGGAAUCUCAAUGACCAGCUUACUUUAGUUGCAGAGAUAUAUAACCUAGUGCCAAUGGCGUCCUGGGAAAAGGAAGAAUGGGCUGACAACAGCACGUUUCGCACCUUGUUGAACGCAAAUGUCAAACGCGUCUUUGAUCGAUGGAUCCGCCAGCUCCUAUUCGCAUUGACAACUACAAAUUUAUUAUAAAGCUCCCUCGACACUACCUUUGGCUACUCUAGCUUAAAAUCUUCCUUCUGUGCUUAUGUUUAUGGCACAGGCAAAGAUAAAUCUGCAGUCUUUUUGCAAGGAACUGCGCUAUGAAGGCAUUAAAGCUUUUUCGGAAUGGAAGACAGAUAUUACCAUGUGAGCCGGCUCCGCAAUUGGGUAUCCUGUUUUAUCCUUGAACAUAGCAACGAACUCAUCUGAAAUCACACACAAUUAAUGGAGAUUGGAGAUUAUAAGCCGAUGUCAAAAAAUCAAUUAUGAAUCCCCUGAACUAGCGGAAGAAGUCAAUCACAGCUUACUUAGCAUGAGAUUAGAUUCUUUCCGCCGCGACCCAUGGUCGACGAUGAUCACGCCAUCGUUCUCUCCUAUCCCAUGUGGGUUCUUCUUCCCUAUCCCGCCAUUAGAAGUACCCGAGCUCAUCCUCACAGCUAAAGACUUGAUUUUGGAACGACCUAGUGGAAGUUUCGAGAUUUUGGGAACUGGGUUUCUUCCAGCUUCACUCCCCGCCACCCUUAAACAGCUGAAAAAUCAAACCGAAAACAUCGAGAAGAAUUCGAAUUUCAGUUCAAGAGAAACGCGAUUUCAGAUUACCUUUGCAGGGCGUUCGGAUGAGGUAGAGACAAUGACUCUAACGUCAUCCUCCUUACCCUUUUUGUGGUGAUUUACCGGUGAGUUUGGAGAACAGCAAAGCGGUCUUGUGUGUUGUAAAACUUCUGUGACGACUAUGGCGCUACAAGGGAACCGUCGGCAGCCACCAGGGAGACGGGACGGUGAAUCUAAGCGGAUUAAGCCCAAUGGAAAUGGGCCUUGCCGGUGGCUCCUCGUAACUGGACCUUCCGGCCCAAUCUGAGAGUUGCAUGAUUAGCGAGAUACAUGUGGGUAUUUGACUUCGUUUCUUAGUACAAUAGUCGAUAGGUUCUUUGUAAUUUGGAAUCGGUUCUGUUUCCUCUUUUUAAGAGUGAUCAUUUGGGGGGUGGGGGGUUGGCGAAUGGCACAGACAAUAUCCUUGGUUAUUACCAAACUUAGUUGAUGCUUUGCUUUCAAUUCAAAGGAAAAAUAGCAAACACAACUGCUUCCAACAGCAGCAUUUGCAAACAUCCUACAAAGAGCCUUUAGCUAUUGAACACCUGGGUUAAUGGGUAGUUGUUGUUAUGUUUCCUUCAAACAACAAUUGUGCACAACAAAAAGUUUGUAUCUUGCUUGCUGUAAUUUGUUUUGUCUGACAAAAAAUUUGGCUUACCAAAUAUAUGGUCUGCACUUGUGUGGAUCAGAUCAAGUAAUACUCAGUAGAUAUGCAGUGGGAUAGGUCGAGAAUAAGAAUGGGACAAAUGAUUAACCGUAAAUGAUAAUUAACGGUUAGAAUUUGG